CCUCUAGCCAGUUCUUCGCGGUCUUUCGAGCAGUCGGUAUCGUAUCCCCGUAGUUCCCUUAAUUUAUUAGUCGUCACUAAUUCUUAAGUUCACGGUGAAAGUUUAACGCGGUGUGUAACAGGGAUGGAUGUGUCAUGUGUGUCAUCGUUGACCUGGUAAUCCAACGAAAUUGGACAUAAUUCGCCUUCAGGAUGGGGGCGUUAUUCAGAAGCGAGGAGAUGGCCCUGUGUCAGCUGUUCAUCCAACCAGAAUCAGCCUACUCGUCUGUUUCUGAACUAGGAGAAACUGGCACGGUGCAGUUCCGCGAUCUCAACGCCGACGUGAAUUAUUUCCAACGUAAAUUUGUCAACGAAGUACGUCGAUGCGAUGAGAUGGAGCGGAAACUUCGGUACAUCGAGGCGGAAGUGAGGAAAGAUGGGGUUGUAAUCGCGGACAAUCUAACGGAAUUACCACGGGCACCCAAUCCACGUGCAAUUAUAGAUCUCGAGGCCCAUCUCGAGAAAACGGAGAACGAUAUAUUAGAGCUGAGUCAAAACGCGGUGAACCUGAAGAGUAACUAUCUCGAGUUGACGGAAUUACGGCACGUGCUCGAGAAGACGCAAGUGUUUUUCACGGAGAAUCAAGAUUCGUAUCUUCUUCUAUAUCAACAGGAAGAGGCCAACGACUCGAUCACCAGGACGCUAAUUAACGAGGAAGCACAGAAUUCGAGCGCGAUAGGUCGGGGACGUCUCGAAUUCGUUGCUGGAGUAAUAAAUCGUGAACGAGUGCCUGCUUUUGAGAGAAUGCUAUGGCGGAUAUCCCGAGGGAAUGUGUUCCUACGACAAGCCGAGCUUGAUAGGCCAUUAGAGGAUCCAGCCACUUCGGAAAACGUAAUGAGCGUUACAGCUGGAGAGCAACGUUACUCUCGUCACUCGGGUAACAAGAUGUAUAAAACUGCCUUCGUCGCGUUCUUCCAAGGUGAACAGUUGAAGAGUCGCAUCAAGAAAGUUUGCAGUGGAUUCCAUGCGUCUUUGUACCCUUGUCCUCACAGCCAUGCUGAGAGAGUGGAUAUGGUGAAGGGUGUUCGUACCAGAUUAGAAGAUUUAAAUUUGGUUCUCAAUCAAACUCACGAUCACCGUCAACGUGUGCUACACAAUGUAGCCAAGGAGCUGCCUAACUGGAUGAUUAUGGUCCGAAAAAUGAAAGCAAUAUACCAUACAAUGAAUCUGUUCAAUAUGGACGUUUCGAAGAAGUGUCUGAUAGGAGAAUGCUGGGUACCAGUGGCGGACCUUGGAAUUGUCCGGAAUUGCCUCACCGAAGGAUCGCGUCUCUGUGGUAGUUCCAUACCAUCCUUCCUUAACGUAAUCUACACUGAUGAGAAUCCUCCGACGUUUAACAGGACCAACAAGUUCACCAGAGGUUUCCAAAACUUGAUUGACGCCUAUGGAGUGGCAUCAUACCGUGAAGCUAAUCCAGCACUUUAUACCAUCAUCACGUUUCCUUUCUUAUUUAGCAUCAUGUUUGGCGAUUGUGGCCAUGGUUUAAUAAUGACCCUAUUUGCUCUAUACAUGAUCAUACUGGAGAAGAAGCUAAUGGCUCAAAAAUCCACGUCCGAAAUUUGGAAUAUAUUCUUUGCCGGCCGUUAUAUUAUCCUCCUCAUGGGUCUGUUUUCCAUUUACACUGGCAUCAUCUACAACGACUUAUUCUCAAAGUCGUUUAACAUAUUUGGAUCUAGUUGGUCCAUUAGAUACGACGAGUCUACGAUCAUGGAAAAUAAUGUCCUUCAAUUGAAUCCGGGCACCGAUGCUUAUGCACAGAUACCAUAUCCAAUGGGGCUGGAUCCAGUUUGGAUGCUCGCCGAGAACAAGAUCAUAUUUCUCAAUUCCUAUAAAAUGAAGCUCUCAAUCAUCUUUGGUGUUGUGCAUAUGAUUUUUGGUGUCUGCGUGAGCAUCGUUAAUAUCUUAAAUUUCAAGAAGUACCCGAGCCUGUUUCUCGAAUUCUUGCCACAACUGCUAUUUCUUAUUUUAUUAUUCUUUUAUCUGGUGUUGUUGAUGUUCGUUAAAUGGAUCUUAUAUGAUGCCUCAUCAACGGAUGUAAUAUACAGUCCUGGAUGUGCACCAUCGGUUCUAAUCACUUUUAUUAACAUGAUACUGAUGGGACACACGGUUAUACCAGGUUGUCCAGAGUACAUGUUCCCUGGUCAGCAAAUAUUACAGCAGGGGUGCGUUGGGCUCGCAGCAUUGUGCAUUCCUGUGAUGCUCUUUGGAAGACCAAUCUAUUACCUGUGUACCAAGAAUAAAAAGAAGACAGACAGAGUUUGGCAGAGUAAUGGAUCCACCUCCCAGGACAUCGAACUGCAAACCGAAGGGUUGCAAACCGAUGGCCCCUCAAACCCUGAGGCCGCCGGUAGUCAUGAUCAAGAGAAUGAUUCAUUCGGUGAAGUAAUGAUCCAUCAAGCUAUUCACACCAUAGAAUACGUUCUUUCGACGAUAUCCCACACUGCCUCCUAUCUACGUUUAUGGGCCUUGUCGCUGGCCCAUGGUCAGCUGUCUGAAGUACUAUGGACCAUGGUGUUACGCGCCGGUUUAGGUGCCAAAGAUGGCAACUAUGUAUCCAGUGCACUGUUGUUCGUAUCCUUCGCAGCUUGGGCCUUUUUCACACUCGCCAUUCUUGUGAUGAUGGAAGGGCUUUCAGCUUUUCUCCAUACCCUACGACUUCAUUGGGUGGAGUUUAUGAGUAAAUUCUAUGAUGGUCAGGGUUAUGCUUUCCAGCCAUUUUGCUUCAAGAAUAUCCUGGAUACCGAAGAUAUUGAAGAAUAAUUAGCUCAUCAGAGGCCUUAUUAUAGAUACGUCUGUUAUGUUACGUGCAGAAACUUAUUUUCAGUUUCUAACCAAUUUUAAACGAGAUAUAUCAAGAAAUAUAUCUUAAGAAAUUUUUACAAAAUAUCUUCUUCGAAUGCGACUUCGUUCAGUAAAGAAUGCCAUCUAUCGCGAGACAACAGUAUUCAGUGUAUGUCUUAUGGAAGUUCAUAUUUAAGAUAGGCUUUUUAUUGGUUAUGUUUCAUACAAAAACAAAAGUAUCCUACAAUCUUUAAGAUUUAUUGUCCAUUGCUGCUUUCGAAGUUGCAUUACUUGCAAUACAUUUAGUAUAAGUUGUAAAAUAUUAAUAUACGUAAAUACGCAGGCAAUGAAAGAAACAAUCAAGGAAAGUAUCGUAUGGGGUCCAAUAUGGCCGCCGAGAGAAAUAUUUGUCCUCCUUCAACUUUAUAAACAAAAAAUUAAAGUAUAAAUAUAUAUAUAUAUAAUGUUACAAUAAAACAUGUUUAUGAAUAAGAUUUUCUUAUUAAUAAACUAAAUCAAAAUAUUAUAAAAAGUAAAAUAGUAUUUGUGUACAGUUGCGAGCAUAGAUGUCUCAAUAAACGUCAUGAGAUUCAUUCUUAUUUCUUAUUUGCGAAGGCAGUAGGCGUGGCCAAAUUACCGAAAGGAGCCGAACUUUACCGAAACCAAAGCAUAAGUGGGCAUCUAACCAUCAGAAGGCAUCUAUUCGCGCGGUUGUACACGUGAUGUGCCUUCAUAGAAAUAUAUCAUGAAUGAAAAAGGACUUUGUACAUAUUAUAAUAGUAUAAAAAGCUAUAAAUAUAAGAGUUGCUUUAUGAAUAACUUAAUACAUUUUAGUAGCCUGUUUGUAAUUUUGAUGGUAUGAAAUUUUUUAAUUAACUUUUUAUAAUGAUUGAAACUUGAAAAUAGUUCAUCGCAAAUAGAAACCACAAAUAUAAGUUUUACCACAAUUUAUUGAUAUUAUUCUAAAUUACAAUUUUUAUUAUUGAGAUUUUUAUACACCACCUUGUCUUCAUCUCGGCGGCCUUGGAAUACGAAUACGAAUAUUAUAUAAUUUUAUUGUUAAUGUUCAACUACUGUUUCCAUAAAUUGUUAUGGAAAAAUUGGAUUAGGCAGUGCCGAUUAAAUUUUAAGAGAAAAGACAAUAUUUGAAGCAGAUAUUGAUUAUUAAUUUGCAAAAGCAAAUAAUAUUAAUUACAAAAAAUACAAAGUAUCUUACGAUCAGUGAUAUAAUCGAACAGACAAAAAACAAAAUCAGAAGUUUCGCAAAAUUUAGUCUUUCAUCUAGAUCAGAUGAAUUUACAAUAUCUUGGGUCAAUUAUAAAUAUACGACGAGAUUGGUGCACAUUAUAUUCAUUCCACUGAUCAUUGUCAGAAUAUCUUCAACUGAUAACAAUCAUACAAUAUGUGCACAAUAUUGUACGCCAUUACAAUCAAGGAAUAUGAAAUCUGGAGAAGGAUACGUUAUCAAAGUACAAAUUGUUGCUAUUAUAAGAGUGAUUGCAAAAGGUAUUCAUUCUUCAGUGAGUAGAAAGAGACGUCGUUAGAGAUGUAUGUUGAAAAAGAGAGUGAUUCAAAUAUACAUAUGAAUAUAUUUUA
Molecule: messenger RNA, 4415 nt
Organism: Osmia bicornis bicornis
Lineage: Eukaryota; Metazoa; Arthropoda; Insecta; Hymenoptera; Megachilidae
Gene: Vha100-2
Product: V-type proton ATPase 116 kDa subunit a1
Exons: 16
Coding region: 192-2798 (868 amino acids)
Biological process (GO): vacuolar acidification; proton transmembrane transport
Cellular component (GO): plasma membrane; vacuolar proton-transporting V-type ATPase complex; vacuolar proton-transporting V-type ATPase, V0 domain
Molecular function (GO): proton-transporting ATPase activity, rotational mechanism; ATPase binding
Source: RefSeq, a predicted model, not a curated record